Colias croceus (clouded yellow) is the source of this 3788-nucleotide messenger RNA. Its product is annotated as protein O-mannosyl-transferase TMTC1-like. Gene Ontology annotation, biological process: protein O-linked glycosylation via mannose. The coding region runs from base 597 to 2606 and encodes 669 amino acids. Gene Ontology annotation, molecular function: mannosyltransferase activity; protein binding. NCBI's taxonomy places the organism in Eukaryota, Metazoa, Arthropoda, Insecta, Lepidoptera, Pieridae. The transcript is spliced from 14 exons. The record is from RefSeq and is a predicted model, not a curated record.
CCCGACCUUCGUGGGGAGAGGGCGCUUUUGUCGCCUCGUCUCGCGGCGUUCGGAAAACGUGUGCGUAUUUUUGUGACUCGUGUUGUCUAGCGGCAAGGUACUUUCGAUAUCUGAUGCGGAAGCAGAAAAGCCGAAACCAUCUACAAAGGGAAAUCUUUCUCCGAGCCGAGCUUAGGGCCUCAUGAAUAUGACAUUAGCUGUGGACUGACCCACUAUGUUGAUUUAUAUGGGGGCGAUCCAUCAACCGUGAUAAACGGACCAACGUACAAACUAUACGCGCUACAUUGUGAACUUCUGAAUGAGGUUCCCAUAAUGGACAUGCUAGAAAAACGAGUAUUACAAAGCUAAUUUUUGAUCCGGAACUAAUGUACGUUCGUAAUAAAUCAUAGAAUAAUUUAACUAACAUACUCAAUAUAUUAACGUAGUUUCUAUCGUGUUUUGUAAACAGAACUUCUGUACUAGGUAUAACUUUAUAAUUAUUAUCUCUAAUGCCAAUAAUCAUAAAACUUUCAUUAAAUCGAGCUAACAAUUCCAUAACCUCCACCCUCAAACGAAGUGUAAUGAAUUCCUCGUAAAGACCAAACAGAGAUGUAAACAUGCGUCGUCGCCCCUUGCCAUCCGUGCGGGAGGAAUCCAGCUCGAAGUCAUGGAAGAGCGUAUGCGAGAGUGAAUGGACGAUCUACGCACUUGUCGCAUCAGUUGGUGCUCUGACGUAUUCAAACAGUCUGAAUGGGGACUUCGUGCAUGACGACAUCCCGGCGAUCGUGUCUAAUGGAGAUGUUAAUGGCGCGAAUUCUGUGCUGCGGAUAUUUAAGGAUGACUUCUGGGGCACGCCGAUGUCGGAUGUGCAUAGCCACAAGUCGUAUCGGCCGCUGACUACGCUGACCUUCAGGUUAAACUACACGCUAUGUGGGCUGACAGCGUGGUGGUGGCACGCUGUCAACGUGUCACUCCACGCCGCGUGCUGCGCGCUUGUGGCACGCGCGGGCGUCGUGGUGGCACGCCUGAAGGCCCCCUUCGCGGCGCUCGCGGGACUGCUGUUCGCUGUCCAUCCUAUACAUACUGAAGCGGUGUCUGGUGUGGUCGGUCGGGCUGAUGUCUUAGCGUGCUUCUUCUUUCUAUCAUCUUUACUAAUGUAUCAUGGGUGCGCAGGCAGACACCGAGUGAUGUCCAGCAUAGUCCUGGCUGCUCUCAGCAUGCUGGCGAAGGAGACUGGUCUCACAGCACUGCUUUUCAAUAUUGCCUUCGAUUUAUAUCGAUCAUGGAGCUCGCUUAGCAGAUCUCCAGUCCGUUGGCGAUGGAAAGGGGACAAUGUUUGCAGCAGAGUCAGUCGAGGUCUUGCAGCUUUGAUCAUUUUAGCUGCAGCAAGGCUGACUCUCUUGCAAGGAUCUUUACCAGCGUUUUCACCACAAGACAAUCCCCCUGCUUUUCACCCUUCGUUUAGCGUGAGACUAAUGACGUUCUGCUACCUGGCUGCUUUCAACUGGUGGCUGCUCCUCUGCCCGUGGACGCUGAGCCACGACUGGCAGAUGGGCUCCAUCCCGCUGGUCACCAGUUUGUGGGACGCGAGAAAUCUGCUGACUGGCGCCGCGCUGUUGGCGCUCGUUGCUUUGACGUAUCGAUGUGUUAUGGACUUGGAGUUACAACGGCACACGCCAGCAGUGGUAGGAUUGCUUUUGCUGGUGAUCCCAUACCUACCUGCUUCCAAUUUGCUGGUGACUGUCGGCUUCGUGGUCGCGGAACGAGUGCUGUAUAUACCUAGCGUGGGCUCGCUAGUAGUGACGGUGUACGGCGUGCAGUUAGUGUGGGGCCGCGGGGCGCGCGGGGCGCGCGGGCGGCGGCUGGCGGCGCUGGGCACGGCCGCGCUCGUGGCCAGCGGCGCCGCGCGCACGCACCUGCGCAACCGCGACUGGCGCACUCGGGAGACGCUGCUCAGAGCCGAUCUCGCAGUUCUACCGCACAACGCAAAACUUCACUAUAAUUUUGCAAACUUCCUAAAAGAUAUCGAGCAACAGGAAAACGCGAUCAAACAUUAUAAAGAAGCAUUGAAACUAUGGCCAAGCUACGCGAGCGCGCACAACAACCUGGGCGCGCUGGCGGCGGGCGAGCGCGCCGAGCAGCACUUCCUGCUCGCGCUGCGCUACAACCGCCGGCACCUCAACGCGCACUACAACCUCGCCAAGCUCUACCGCAAGAAAAACCGCAUAUCAGACGCGUUAAAAAUGCUCGAGCGUUGCAUCGCACUGGAGCCGCGCUUCGUGCAAGCGUACCUCGAGCUGUUCCUCGUCGUGCCGGAGCGGGAGAAACGAGCUGUGCUCGACAAGCUGGUGGAGUUGGAGCCGACCAACUGGGAGCAUUAUUAUUUGUAUGGGAAUUGGUUGAAGGGGAGAGGUCUGUGGCCGCUCGCAUACGACUACUACGUCCGCGCACUAGGCGUAUCCCGCACACACACCACACACACUGCACACACUUUACACACUGUACACACAAGUGGCGCGGGUGGUGUGGUACACAGCGGCGGUGGUAGUGCGGCGCUGCGGGCGGCGGGCAUGCUGCUGCGGGCGGCCGGACAGCGAGCUAGACUGCUGCACUUGCUUAUAAGGUGAAGUCCACGUGCCUCCACCACAGCCAACUAGAAGUGCCACCAAACGCGUCACCAAACGCGUCACCAAGCAAAAACUAUAGAACAUUACCAAGUGAAGUGCUAGUGAAACCCAGUUGCCAAAAGAACACAUUACCCAUCGCGUACAAACAGACACACAACAAAUCAGAAACCACUAAACAGAAAAGUUGUCCCUUAAAUAAAAAGAAAAUAAAAGAUCCCGACCCGUUUUCCAUAGUUUCAAAUCAUUUAAUUAAAACUUAUUGACGUGAAUGGCAGAAUAAAGCUCCCAUUCAUAGAACGUUACCUACCUACGUUAUAUGGUAGCACAGAAAUAAACACACAGGAAAUAAAUAAUUAAAAUUAAAUGGUCAAACUAAGCAAUACAAACAUGCAAAAACAAAAUGUUAAUGAUUAUAUUUCAUAAACAUAAUAUAGGUAAUAUCUGUGUUGUAAAUAAAUGAGUUUGAUUUUUAUUUCAAAAGUAUUACAUAACGUGACUCUAUGACUUACACUUCCAUGAAUGGGGGAAUUAAAUUAAGGUAUCAUCUACAAGGUUUAUUAUAAAAUCAAUAGAGCUACUAUUUUUCAUCGCAACAUGUUCUUUUUAAUAUCGAAAAUUUAAGCUUUUCUUCUAUUUCAAAGACUAUUUGAAUAGAAUAGAUUUGGACUAUUAUUUAUCUAUUGACAAAUCAAUCGAAGAUUAAAAUUUAAAAACAACACGUAGAAACCGUAUAUGAAUUAAUAAGAACGGUUUAAAAACUGGGUUAUUUGUUAAUACAUAAUAUAAUAUAUAUAACAUUCAUCAUAAUAUUUUGUACCGACAGCAUUAAAUUUAAUAUGGAUAAUACAUAUUAUACAUUACUUUACAUAUACAUAUCUAUAAAAUACAGAACAGAACAUUUAUAUUUAUAUUUUCUUCAUCAUAUUAUUGUGAAUUUAUCUUUAUGCAAUAUUGGUCUCUAUAAGAUGAGAAGUUUUAUUUGUUCUUAUGUUCUUAUGUCAUAAAACAUAUUAUAAUGAAAAUAUAUACAGAACCACAAACAAAAUACAUAGCUGGAAAUACUAUACACAAAUAAAUAUAAUUAAUAAGCAACAUCAACUCAUCACAUAAAUUUUGUAAAUUAACAGACAUCAUAGGAAUUGUAUGUACUAAUUUAUUUGGAAUAAAAUUAAUGAACGCUAA